Nanorana parkeri is the source of this 896-nucleotide messenger RNA. RefSeq names its product multidrug resistance-associated protein 1-like. The annotation marks the transcript as partial. The transcript has 7 exons. The record is from RefSeq and is a predicted model, not a curated record. Lineage: Eukaryota; Metazoa; Chordata; Amphibia; Anura; Dicroglossidae.
CAGCAAGCGACGCGGUGUUAUGUAGCGAGGGGUCCUGCUUAUGUUUCUCUGAGGUAAGCCGGCUGCUCCCGGCGGAAGUCACGCUGCACCGGUAUGGAGACCUUCUGCAGCUAUGAUGGCACUGAUCGACUCUGGGAUGCAAACGCUACCUGGUAUACAGAAAACCCUGAUUUCACAAAGUGCUUCCAGAAUACAGUCCUGGUAUGGAUUCCAUGCAUCUACCUCUGGCUCUGCUUCCCUAUAUACUUUAUAUACCUCCAGCACAACAACCAGGGAUACAUCCGAAUGUCACAUCUUAAUAAGGCAAAAACUGCUUUAGGGUUCUUAUUAUGGCUGGUCUGCUGGGCAGAUCUAUUCUAUUCUUUCUGGGAAAGGAGUCAAAGUAUAUAUCGCGCUCCAGUUUUUGUUGUGGGCCCCACUGUGCUGGGAAUAACAAUGCUUCUAGCUACUUUUUUAAUUCAGUAUGAGAGAAUUAAAGGAGUGCAGUCUUCAGGUGUAAUGUUGAAUUUCUGGAUCAUUGCUCUGCUUUGUGCCAUAAUAAUCUUCAGGUCCAAAGUUCUCCAUGCCUUAAAACAAGGUGCCAAUAUAAAUGUGUUUCGUGAUGUCACAUUCUACACAUACUUUGUGCUCGUCUUGGUGGAGCUCAUAUUGGCUGCAUUCCCUGACCAACCUCCUCUCUUCUCCGAAAGAGUCAAUGACCCUAAUCCCUGUCCAGAGUCAAGUGCUUCUUUUCUCUCCAAGAUUUCAUUCUGGUGGAUUAGUAGAAUGAUGAUUCAGGGGUACAAAAGGCCCCUGGAAGCAAAGGAUUUAUGGUCACUUAACAAAGAAGACACCUCAGAGGAAGUAGGACCAGUCCUAGCCAGGAAUUGGGAAAAAGAGUACCAGAAAGCUAAAAA